ACCCAAUUUCUUUCUCCCUCCCCAAAAGAAAUAUCUCCCACAAGAAAUAACAGUAAACACAUCAUCUCUCUCUCUCUCCCUCUCUAUCCCUCUCUCUUUCUCUCUCUCACUCCACGUUUUAAGAAGAAACUACAGACACAUGAAGUUGAAGAUGAACACACCCUCCAAGCCUCUCAUGUUCUAUCACUACUAACCUGCAGUUUUCUUGCUAGUCCGGCGAAAGCAAGUAAGUUUUCUGGUUGAAGGGGCAUAUACAGCCAUGUCUCUAGAGGAUUCAUUAAGAUCUCUAUCACUAGACUAUCUAAAUCUACUGAUCAACGGGCAAGCCUUCAGCGACGUUACCUUUAGCGUGGAGGGAAGAAUCGUCCAUGCCCACCGCUGCAUCCUGGCUGCUCGCAGCCUCUUCUUCAGGAAAUUCUUUUGCUCCGGCGGCACCGAUUCUCCGACCGGGUCUGGAUCGGAUCCAUUAGGGUCAAGGAUGGGUAUGGGCAUGGGUCCCGCUUCUCCCAGGAACUCAACUAGUUCACAGGUGGUCAUUCCUGUGAAUUCGGUAGGGUACGAGGUCUUCUUGCUGAUGCUGCAGUUCUUGUACAGUGGCCAGGUCUCGAUUAUACCGCAAAAACAUGAGCCCAGACCUAAUUGUGGUGAAAGAGGGUGUUGGCAUACACAUUGCACCUCCGCCGUAGAUCUUGCUCUUGAUACUCUAUCCGCCGCUAGAUCCUUCGGGGUUGAGCAGCUUGUAUUACUCACCCAGAAGCAAUUAGCAAUCAUGGUAGAGAAAGCUUCGAUUGAGGAUGUGAUGAAGGUUCUCUUGGCAUCACGAAAGCAAGACAUGCAUCAACUAUGGACAACUUGUUCUCAUUUGGUCGCAAAAUCUGGUCUCCCACCAGAAGUUUUAGCUAAGCAUCUUCCCAUAGAUGUUGUGGCUAAAAUUGAAGAACUCCGACUCAAAUCUUCCCUCGCCCGCCGCUCUCUCAUGCCCCACCACCACCAGCACCACCACCACGACCUCUCAGUAGCGGCUGAUCUCGAAGACCAAAAAAUCCGGCGUAUGAGACGAGCACUUGAUUCAUCGGACGUUGAGCUUGUUAAACUCAUGGUCAUGGGGGAAGGCCUAAAUCUUGAUGAAGCAUUAGCCUUACAUUAUGCAGUCGAGAGUUGCAGUCGGGAGGUGGUGAAAGCGUUGCUGGAACUAGGAGCUGCUGAUGUCAAUUAUCCGGCGGGACCAGUAGGGAAAACUCCACUUCACAUAGCUUCUGAAAUGGUGUCUCCGGACAUGGUGGCAGUGUUACUCGACCAUCACGCAGACCCCAAUGUCCGAACCAUUGAAGGAAUCACUCCUCUUGACAUCCUCCGAACCCUAACAUCAGAUUUCCUCUUUAAAGGCGCAGUGCCUGGACUUACCCACAUCGAACCAAACAAACUCAGGCUUUGCUUAGAGCUCGUUCAGUCAGCUGCAUUAGUGAUCUCGAGGGAAGAAGGGAAUGCAGCAGCAGCAGCAAAUGCAGCUUCAAAUUCGACACAGAUUUAUCCACAGAUGAACGAUGAUCAUUCACACACUCAUACACACAGCAGCAGUUCAAAUAGUAGUGGGAACUUGAAUCUUGAUUCAAGAUUGGUUUAUCUGAAUCUUGGAGCAGCAGCAGCAGCACAAAUUGGAUGCAACAAGAUGGAUGUAGGAGGAGGAAGAGAAGAUAACAGUCAUCACAACACUCAUCAUCAUCAUCAUCAUCAUCGACAUGGAUCUUCGCAAGGUGGUUGUGACACAUCAAUGUACCACCAUUCCCAUCAUGAGUAUUAGGUCAACUAUCUUUAUAUAUUUAUCUCUCUGUCUCUUUCAUUUUCUAGAAUUACCUUUUAUAUAUUCAUCCAUGUAGUGGGACUGAUUAAUUAAGCACAAAUAUAUCAACCACAAAAACACAUUCAUGGAUACGUAUUCAUCGAUAGCAUCUUUCCUCUAUAA
This is a messenger RNA of Lactuca sativa (garden lettuce), 1963 nucleotides long. It is a transcript of the gene BOP2, whose product is annotated as Ankyrin repeat family protein / BTB/POZ domain-containing protein. NCBI's taxonomy places the organism in Eukaryota, Viridiplantae, Streptophyta, Magnoliopsida, Asterales, Asteraceae. The record is from RefSeq and is a predicted model, not a curated record. Gene Ontology annotation, cellular component: nucleus. Gene Ontology annotation, molecular function: protein binding; transcription cis-regulatory region binding. Gene Ontology annotation, biological process: plant organ development; regulation of DNA-templated transcription; induced systemic resistance, jasmonic acid mediated signaling pathway.